Messenger RNA from Leptinotarsa decemlineata (Colorado potato beetle), 420 nucleotides. RefSeq names its product glutathione S-transferase D2. The record is from RefSeq and is a predicted model, not a curated record. Gene Ontology annotation, biological process: glutathione metabolic process. Gene Ontology annotation, molecular function: glutathione transferase activity. NCBI's taxonomy places the organism in Eukaryota, Metazoa, Arthropoda, Insecta, Coleoptera, Chrysomelidae.
CUCCCCACUAUAAAGGACGGAGUUAAAGGAGCAGAAGAAGAUCUGAACAAAUUGAACGAAACAUUCAGUAUGAUGGACAACUAUGUACAAGGGCAGACUUGGUUUGUAGGAAACAAUAUGACAGUGGCUGAUUUUGCUGCAAUUUCUUUGAUUUCAACAAUCCAUGCAUGCGGCUCAUGUGAUAUUUCCGCACAUCAGAACCUUUUCCAGUGGUUCCAGAAAACCAAGACGGCCAUGGAGUCCUUCGGCUAUGAUGAAGUGAUGCAAGCUGGGGCUGAAGCUUUUGGAGCACUGUACAAAAGUAGACUGAAGUGAGACAUCCUACAGUUGAAAAAAACUCACAACCUCGCAAUGUCACUAUGAUUUCAAAUUGAGAGCACUAGCUGAAAUAUCAUUGUUCGAAUAAAAUUUGUUGGUGAA